Molecule: messenger RNA, 6772 nt
Organism: Oryzias melastigma (Indian medaka)
Lineage: Eukaryota; Metazoa; Chordata; Actinopteri; Beloniformes; Adrianichthyidae
Product: proline-rich protein 36
Exons: 5
Coding region: 575-2860 (761 amino acids)
Source: RefSeq, a predicted model, not a curated record
CGUGCCGCUGUCGCUGAUGGCGGCGGGGCUGUCGGAGGGUCGCACCGAUGAAGGAGCGCGAGGAGGCGGGGGCCGGGCGCGAGGCCGACGCCGCUGGACUGCAGCCGUGAGCACGCGGACACACGCGGCGGUGAGGCGCGCGGAGCAGCGUGGGGGCGGCGGCUCCCGGAGCGGACCUCCUUCUGACCCUCAUCUCCUCCCAGCGACCAGUCCUCCCUCUGCUUCACUCGCUCAGACCUGUCCGACUGUUCGAGUCCCGUCCAGCGGGCUCAGAGUCUGAAGACAUUCCACCUGUUUACUGAACGAGGGGUUGGAGCACUGCCAGGCUAACCGCUGCUUUUCAUCUGAAAAUGUAGCUAGCUAACUUGUUUUUUUCUUUUAACUGCUCGUUGUUAGCGGCUAACUGAUAGCGGUCGACACUAUUCUUCGGAGCUGAACACUGCGCUCAAAGAGACGCGAAGAUGUAGCUGGACUACGACCCGGACACCACGUUCAGCAGCUACCUGCUGGUUAGCAGCUCGGGGUUAGCUGACGACGGUGGCUUGGCGUUGACUGUGGGUGGAGCAGGGGUGCAAUGGAGUACCACUCCGGUGGUAGCCUGCCCCUGCUGGGGAGACCGCGGUACUGCCCUGGGACCAACGCUAACGGAGAAUACCUGUGUGAGACGGGACACUGCUGUGGAGAGACUGGCUGCUGCACCUACUACUACGAACUGUGGUGGUUCUGGCUGCUGUGGACCGUCCUGAUCCUGUUCAGCUGCUGCUGUGCGUACCGACACCGCCGGGCCAAACUGCGGGUCCAGCAGCAGCAGCGGCAGAGGGAGAUCAGCCUGCUGGCCUACCAUGGAGCCAACUCCUUCCCGUCCUCCAUGCUGGACCUCAGCUUCCUGGCGUCUUUGAAGCUGCCGUCUUAUGAGGAGGUGGCGGCUCAGCCGUCAACCCCGCCUCCUCCCUACAGCUCCGUGUUUACCACCCCGCGGUACCCUCAGCCGCCGCGGGCUGCCGACCCCCACCUGCUGACGCAGCACGACCCGCUGCUGCACCGGCCGCUGAGCGACGGCCCCUCCUCCCUUAGCUCUGACAACAGCUCCAGCUGUUCCUGCGACUCCUGCUGCCCCUCCUCUCCGUGCAGCUCUUCUCUGUCUGCUCCUGUCACCUAUGAGACUGACACAAGCCACGCCUCCACGCCCAGCGAGGCCACGCCCAUCACCCUUGAUGUCACCAUGGAGACUAUAACUGCAGCCGUGAGCUGCUUGGGGGAAAACAAGGUUCCCUUUGCCGCCUUGGGGGCAACUGCAACCGCGGACGUCAGAGACCCGGAGGCCGCCGGCGCCGAGGAACCACAAGCCAAGAAGUCCCCGCCUCCUCUCAAGACUGUUACUGUGGCGGUUGUCACCAGGGCAGCCUCCCCUCAGCUUUUGCCUUCACCUGGUCCAGAGUUAGCCCUCCCCAUCGGAACUAUAUCUCCCACGAUGCAACAGCUUGACAUCGCACUGAGGUCCCCAGUUGUUGCUGGAAGCUCGUUCUCUUGUUCCACCAUCGCAGAAGCGGUGCCCCCAUCCAUCCAGGUCAUCAGCGUUGACAGCAUCGCCCCGACAGAUAACCCAUCUGACGGCAGCCGAGGCGUCCGAGCUCUGGAGAACCUCACUUUAACCAGGACUUUCCACCCGGCCAGCGCUCCUUGUACUCCAACCUCAGUUCCAGCUAAUGAUGUUGGCAGGACUUUGGCCCUCAACACAGUCAGCGCCAGCCUAGCAAGUCCAGACCAAGACCGCGGCCCGUCGACUCCUACAAAACUCUCACACGAUCAAGAACCACCAUUGCCUCACCCUUCAGAUCCAGAACCAACAAACCGUGGCCAGGACUCAAACCCACAACCUGUCCUCGGUUCUUUUAUUAAACCCAUUCUGAUCUCCAAGCCAACACAUUUGCAAAUCAGUCCGGGUUUAGAACCAGCAAACAUAUCACCCCCCACUGACAGCCAGAGCCCAGAACUCUCAUCCGGGUCGGGUUUGGUUUGUUCAAGCCCCGGCUUGUACCAACGCUCAGGCCCAGAUGCAGGUUCUGGAUCUCUCAGAGACUUGACUGUAGUUUUGGACCUUUCAGGACUCUCUGCGGUCCCAACCGAACCACCAGAGGUGGCUCUAGUCCCACUAUUGCCUUCAGAAGCUGGUUUGAGGCCUAGUUCUGGAUCAGGACCAACACUGAGAUCUAGUCUAGUGUCCACCCCAGUUCCAGCCGGUCCAGAACCUUCGUCUCUAUCCUGUCCGGCCAUAACCAUCGAGUCCGAGGCCUCGUUCUGUGCCUCUCCUCUGGCCGUUCUCUCUCCAUCGUCUCCUCGAUCUCUGGCCUGCCUCCCAGCUCCAACUCUACUCCUGGACCCCCUGACCUCCCUGAACCAGUCGGACAGGGGCGGAUCCUCCGGCCACGCGUCCUCCCUCUCGCCGUCGCCACGCGCUACGCAGUCCCCCCCUAAGCAGACGGUCUUCUCCCCCUGCGUGGAUGUCUUUGAACCCGGACCUCCCAGCUUCGAUGAGGAGGAGCGCGACGAGAGAGGCAACGAGGACGAAGACGAGGACAUGGGAGCCGACGAGAGCCAGUACAGACAUCGGAGACUCACCGGGGAUUCCGGCAUCGAGGUGUGCCGAUGCCGAGUGGAGGACGAGGACGAUGAAGAGGAAGAUGAAGAGGACAAGAAGGAGGAGAGCCGGAGAGGAGAAGGUGUAAGCACCGACGUCCACGACAGCAUGGACUGUCCCGCCAGAGGUCAGAUGAGUCCAGCGGAAGCGUUAACACUGUGUACGGCCGCCCCCACAACCACCGACGGCGGAAAAGUCGUCAUUGUCAUGGAGACGGCGUGACCAACUGAGUGGCCUCUUGACUCUCAGACUCGAGGGGUUUUUGAAAUGGUUCAGUGGAGGUCUAGGACUCCGCAGUUCAUCCGGAAUCACCAGCUCUGACGGUUGAUAGGUCAUAGUACAGAGUUUACCAGGACUAGAGGCCUCUACUCUACUUACAACCAGGGAUCAUGACCUGUAGAUCGUAAAGUAGGACUCUCAGAUCCAGAAUCUAAACCGAUGACAGUUUCAUCCACUGAUGUAAACCGUUGUUCGCCUCAUGGCUCCAUGAAGUAAAAGUAGCUUUAAAAUUGGCGAUAUGACGCUCUCUGUCGUCUGCUGACAAGUAGAUGUCCAUAAAUAGUGAAGGGUUGUCGAUGACGAAGGUUUGGAAGUUUUCCUUGGUCCUGCCGACUGUUUCUAGAAGAUGUGGGCGGGUGAUUCAGACCGGCUGACUGACAGGCUGAUUCAGUCACUUUGACGGACGUGUCUGUCAGCAGAGCAGAGUUAGGCCGCUCAUCCACAGACGUGUCCUCCUCGGUUUGAUUCUGAUCCGGCCUCUCCACAGACAAGCUCCUACAGAGAAACGCAACAAUAGGAGCUUUUAGAGCAACACAAAGCUCCAAACAGCCCAGACGCAACGCGUCACCGUCCUGUCUUUGGUGUAGAGGUACAUGGAGGCCAAAUGACACAAUGUAUGGCAGACACCACGGCCUUUGUCUAAACAAUGGCUCUUUGGUGUUCACGUCGUACAUUUCUCCCUUCAAAUGGCGUCGAUUUAGAGUUCAUACUCAUUACAGCCCAACAAAUUCCCAAAGAAUGUGUCAAUUCCUGCAAAGUUGCUCCAGAUGUUUUGGUUGCAUCAAUACUGAAGUCAAUAUUCUUUUACUUUCUGCCAUUGAUUUAGAUAUUCUGUUCAUCAGAAUGAGUUCUAAAGUGGAACAGAAAAGUGACAAAAACUUUACAAGUUUUUCAAUGUAUUCAAAUUUAAGUUAGCUGAGUUUUCAGAACCAAGCCACUAAUUGGCCGUAGUGCGGUGAAACAGAUUAUCACUUGUAAGAAUCGGUAAAUAAGCUCAAUCAGUGUUUACAGUCGGCUUUCCCAGGGUUUUGAUUGGUUAUGGGGAACCGGUUUUAGGUCCCACCAGGAGCAGUUCCACUUAUCGAGAACGCUGCUGGUGGAACCUGAACCAAAAAAGAAAAAAAAAAAGCACAACUGUGACUCAUUUGCAGCCAUUUCUGAAAUGUUGCUAAACAAACAAACAUAAGCUAAAGCCGAGCUUAGCCUAGCUACACGUAGGCUAGUGUUGCUACGGGCAGCUAACCGUCUUUUGAACGACAGCCUAGAAUGCAUUCGCUUCUCCCUGCCUGCUGGUUCAUCCCACGUGUGCACAAACCGAGUUGGAUUGAAAGUUGUCUUAUUACCGGUUUUUACAUCUGAUACAUCGUCAGAUAUUUGCGACUCUUCGGACGCGUCUGGAUGUCUGUGACUGGCUCUGAAACUGAAAGAGGGAAUCAUCUUGAGAGCACAAAGGACUCUUGUUUUUAGGCCUUGUAUUCAUUGGUUGUUUGAUGGAGGUUUGGAGAAGACCUCUGCGAGUAAAGACUCGUGUCGCGGUUCUGUCAUCGGACAUCAUCAUCGGAGCGGAUUCUUAAACCCUGUGACCAUGCUGCAUACGUCACAAGUUCACGUCAAACCUUUCUCACGAAGGAACCCGAGACACGAACCAGUUUCAUCAAGACCUUCUACACAGACGUGUUGGAAGAGACAGUUUUCGGUUGAAUAAAACUGGAAUGAAUUCAUGCUUGGAUGAAAAACACGUCUGUCUUUGACUUCUGCGAGUUCAAGCACACUUGUUUGGUGGUUCCACUGAAGAUGGGAGCGGACUGAGGACGAGUUCUCAGACGGAACCUCUCCGGGAAACUCUCGGCUGACGACGAGCUGUUAUUGUUGUAGUUGAUGUUGUGGUUGGUGGUGUUUUUUGUUUACCUGAACUAAUAGGGUUAUAUAUCUCCAUGGUUUCUGAGUGCCAUUUCUACUUGACAACUGUUACUACUUAGCAUUAGUUUGAGCCUUUCUGUGUGAGUGUAGGCUUUGGGCUUCAUGACGGGUGGAAUGUUCUCUGAGUUCUGUGUGGACCAGGUUUCCAAACACUGCACAGAUCUGAAACCACUGCAGGUGAGAACUGCAUCAGGCGUCCUGAAGAGCCGGGAAGGUUCUGGCAUCUGUGAAGAGACAGUUCCGUACUUACCAAAACUCUUGCAGACAGAGAUGUCAGUUUUGGUGCUUGGAGAACGUUUUGUGAACCGGUUUCAGACCUGUGUGACUGAAAUCUGGUCUUUAUGUCUCAUUUGUUUAAAGGGUUUUACUUUCUGUCAAACGUCACAACAUUUAACCACACACAUAUCUAUCUGAAGAGGUCUGCUUUGACUGGAGUCUCAUCUACAGGUUCAGAAACAAACAAUAAAGCUUUGAAAUGAACUAUAAAAACUAUAACUAUAUAAGAUUGUUGAUAAUGUGAGGAAAGUGACCAAAAGACGACAGUAACACGGUCCGUCAGGUUGAAAGGGUUUUGAGACAAAUUCAAAUAGUUUCACGUCUUAAUUACAAGAGCCAGUUGGCUAAAAGUUUCAUGUUUCAUGAAAUACUUCCAAAAGAUCGAACUGAGUUCCAAAGUCCUUAAAGGAUUCACUAAACUUCCUGAUUCGUGACGACUAAAUUAUGGUAACCUGGAGUCGGUUUGGAGGAUCUUCAGGGAUUCUAGAUUACUUGGAGAAAAAAUAUGAAAAUCUUCUUAAACUUUAUAACAUCUUGUCAAAAAAGGAAUUUGCCAUCAAAGUUCGUCAUUUUUUAUCUCUUUAAAUCGCAAACUUUGGGCGCUAAACAAACCGGCUGGAGAAGCCACCGAGAGGUCCAGUAUUUUGAGCGUUUCCAUUGUAAAAUUGACCCAUUAAACAGUUCCCACCCGUACUUCUUGAGGACCUCUUGUAGGUCCAUUUAAAAAUAGAACGGAACGGUUGGGUUCGGAACAGCUGUAGCCGCCUGUUGAUUGGCCGAGAGUGAUGACGACAUUAGAAAGUACCAGUAUAGUGCUAAGUUAGCAAUUCCCUUCUUUCAAACAAAAUUAAAUUCCAGUUCUACGUGAUGCACUAAAAGUAAAGCAAGAAAAAGAAGGAUGACCUUUGUUGUUGUUAGUUUGCUAGUCGUCGCACUACAAUGACACACUAGCGGUCUGCUCUACGCGUGCGCCGUGAAAACUUAAACUUAACUGAGUGGAAACGCUCCUCAGAAUCAACUGGACCGUACUGUACUACCCUGACCUGGACUGCUCUGUGGAAAUAAGUCUAGAUCUGUCACUAGCCUGUUGGGUUCUUCACAGAUUCAAGCGUACGCUCAACUGGGCUUUGACCCUUUAGCCCCAGUCCACCAAUCCAGAUUCUGGACAUAGAAUCUUUGUUAGGGUCAGACCCAGAAUCUGUUUUAGGAUCCUAAUCUAGAUUCUGGGUCGGACCGAGAUGAGUUACGAUAGUUCAACGAAUUUUAAAGGGUUACUGCCCUAAACUCCCAUUAUUGUCAGUUUUAUAUAUUUAGAUCUGGAUACUCUCUCAAUUCAAAGUCCUGAAAUGUGACUCCACUCAAGAACUUCUUCUGACCAAGUUUUUGGUGUUCCUUGAGGCUCUGCUGGUGUUGGACAGAAGUAGUCCCUCAAGCGUCCACACGUUCUUUCUAUGGUCGUAGUCUUUCCCUCCGUCUCAGGACGCCGCUCUCCUGCUGUCCUCGGAGAGAGCAGGAGAGACGUUCACAGCGAGGAGAGUUAUUAGUGUUACUGAAUUACUGGUUAGUUUGUGUGUGUGGACAUGUGUGCGUGUGACCUAACUAAACCAGCCUGUUCUAAAAGUGUGUACAAUUAUACUGAAUAAAACUGUUGCGUCUGAA